AUGAAUGAGAAUCUCAUAGUGGUAAAGAGGAUAAAAGAAGUUCUAACGCUGAAUAAACCGUGUUAUGUGGGAAUGAGCAUCUUAGACUUAUCCAAGACUCUAAUGUACGAUUUCCACUACAACACCAUUAAGAAGGAGUAUGGUAAUAGUUCGAGGUUACUGUUCUCCGAUACCGACAGUCUGAUGUACGAACUGAAGACGAAUGAUGUCUAUGAGGACUUCAAGAGGAUCGGCGAAGAGCAAAACUGCUGGGAUAAUUCAGAUUACCCAAAAGAUAGCCCUUACUACUCAACCCACAACAACAAGGGUAUAUGUAAGUUUAAGGAUGAAGCUGGAGGAGUACCCAUAACUGAGUUUGUUGGGUUGAGGUCAAAGAUGUACUCCUAUGUCAAGGAAAACGGUGGGGGUGGAAUGACAGCUAAAGGGGUUAAGAAGUAUCUUAUCAGAAACAAGCUCACGCAUGAGAACUUCAAGAAUGCAAUCAACACGAAGGCUAGGAUGAGACACAACAUGAAUACAAUCAGGAGCACAAAGCAUACAAUUCGAACUUAUGAAAUGAGGAAGGUUACUCUGAGUUGCUUUGAUGAUAAAAGGUAUCUUUUGGAGGAUGGAGUUACCAGUUAUGCUUAUGGUAACAAGAAUAUAAAAAAUAGUGACUGAGAAGUUCCCACAGAGUAGAAAGUAAUAAUCCUAAAGGGUAAAUAAGCAGGUAGGGCCCCCUGCCUUAUGUACCCCCAAGGAGAAAAUAAAAGUUGCCGAAGAGGCUUUGGAAUAAGCAAAUUGGACGAUAUUGGAAAAGUCUAGAUGUUUGAGGGUUUGGGAAUCCCUGGUAUUUUGAUAGAAGAGAACGGUGAAUAGUUGGAAUCUGAGUGUGACAACUAAAAUAGGUAUUGUGGAGGUUGUAGGAAGCAUUAAUCAGUGCUCAGAAUUAAUAUCUGACGGUUCUGUGGAGGGGGGGGGGUGUUACCUCAAGGGUAUUUUAAAAGUUGUCGAAGAGGCUCUAGAAUAGGAAAAUUGAACGAUACCGGAAAAGUGUAGGAUUGCACCAAGGAUAAUCAUACUAGAGUCUCAGCUGGACUGAUAAGGUGAUCCCGAAGCUUUGAGAUAAGUUAAAUGAAAAACAUUUCGGACAAGACCUCAGAAUAGCAGUUUCACAUUCCAAAUAAAUGGACUGUGGAUCGGGAACACUCGUUGAGGAGCGGGACCAUUAAUUUUAAUAAAAAUAAAUCAUUAAUUUAAUAAAAAUAAAUGAUUAAUUUUAAUAUAAUAAAAAUAAAUUAUUAAUUUUACCAAAGGUAAAAAAUUAGAGGUCUCGCUCCGAAGCUAGUGGUCUCGCUACGGCAGUUCCUAUACUACUAACUAGGUCAGAAGAAAUGACAAUUAAAACAGGUGUCCCACAGGGUUCAAUUCUUGGACCUAUUUUAUUUUUACUUUAUAUAAAUGAUAUUGAACAUAGCAGAAAUUUACUUUCGUUUAUACUGUUUGCAGAUGAUACUAAUAUCUUUUAUAGCAACAGCUGUCUUAAAUCAUUAAAAAUAUAUUAUAUUCAGAUCUACAAAUAAGAAAUUAAAACAAGAUGUAAAAGUUAGCGUAAAUAAUGUAAACAUAGAACAUGUCAAAUGCACAACCUUUCUUGGUAUAACAAUUGAUGAGUAUUUGACUUGGAAUAACCAUAUAACUGAGGUAUCAAAGAAAAUCACAAGAGCCUCGGGAAUAAUAGCAAAAAUAAGACACUUGAUAAACAGAAAUUCACUGAAACUAAUUUAUUACACAUUACUGUAUCCAUGUCUUAUUUAUGGCAACUUGAUUUGGGGUAAUACCUACAAAACCCGAAUUCAAAAAAUAUUGAAUAUUCAAAAUAAAAUUGUGCGUUUGAUAACUUUUAGAUCUUACUCGGAACAUAAAGAACCUAUACUAUAUAUUUUCAAAAUAAAUAAUUACCUAACUGCUUUGUUUAUGUAUCGAUACUAUUAUCUUAAACAUUUACCGGAAGCAUUUGAAAAUUAUUUUGUAACAAACAAUGAAAUUCAUAACUACAACACAAGAAAUGCAACAAAACUACACAAGUGUUGUAAAAGAACUAAUUAUGUCAUACAUACUCUUUCAAACCUAUGGAAUACAUAAUCUAUGGAAUACAUUAGAUACAAAAUUCAAAAGAUUAAACUCUUACAAUGUCUACAAAAGAUUAAUCAAACAACAUGUAUAGUAAGCUAGAUCUUCUUCAACUUAUAUGCAAUGACCACAGAUAUACAGAAACCGUUAAUUCUAUAGCGAAAAUUGUGUAAUCUUGUAACUGUAUAUUAUGAUAUAAUAUCCUUCUUUUGUAAAUAGUAUAUACUUUUAGAUCUUACUUCAAUAAUUACUCUUCACUGUAAAGAUAUAUGCAAUUUUUUUUACAAACCUAACUAGUGGCCUACAUUAAAAAGCCUGAAAAGGUUUCCAGUAGGUCUCUAGCCCAACAUCUUCAAACUACACAUAGUUUUUGUUACUUAUUAUUGUACAUACACAUGGGAAAUAAAUAUUGAUUGACUUGUAAAUGUAAAUUAGGAAUAAAAUGCUGAUGAGGAUAAACAGGGGAUAUAUUUAAAUUCCAGCGAGGUACAGUAAUAAGGUGGUCACGAUAUACGACGAUAACAAUCAAGUGACAUCACACUUUGAAUUUUUAAGCCAAUAAUUAUUUGCAACAUCAACUUAUACCGCCGCCUAAACAUCCCCAAAAAGUUACAAAUUCGAAACCACGUUGAUCUAAAUAGCUUUUCUACUUCCUCGUAUAAUUUAUCAAAUAAUUUAAGAAAGUCUGCAUAAUAUAUAGGAACUGCGUUCCCCACAAAGAGACCACGAAACCAAGUUAUUCCGGAGAUGUUAAGAAAUUAGCUAAUGAAUUCAAUACCUUUUUUACCUCAGUGGGGAUAAAUACAUCAGCAACUGCAUUGGCAUUGCUUACUGAACAUGGACUACCCAUACUGAAUCUACCAACAUUUACCGAAAUACCUGAGAUUGAUCAGUUUUAUUUUCAUUCAGUAUCGUUGUACAGUUUUAUUUCCAUUCAUAGGGUUGUUAUGUCCUUUUCAUCAAAUAAGGCACCAGGAUUUGACAAAGUAUCAAUGGCUGUGAUCAAGGACGCCUUACCGUACAUCCUUCCUACACUUACGCAAAUUGUUAAUUGUUCCCUGGAAACAGGUGUUUUCCCAACAGCCUGGAAGAAAGCAGAGGUUAUCCCACUUCUGAAGGAAGGGGAUUAUGAAAUUCCGAAUAAUAAUCGACCCGUGUCGUUGUUAGUGGCUGCAUCUAAGAUCUGUGAACGCGUGGUAUUGAAACAGCUAACAGAGUAUAUGACAAAGAAGAAAAAAUUUACUAAACAUCAAAGUGGAAAUAGGAAGUUACAUUCAACCGAAACUUUAAACAUAUUCAUCUCAGAUUUAAUUCUCCAGUCCAUGGAUCGUAGAGAAGUGACUGCUUUACUCUUACUGGACUUGUCUAAAGCUUUUGAUAGCUUAGAUCAUUUCAUUCUGCUAAGAAAACUUUCGAAUAUUGGAAUCUCUAAGCCUGCGUUGUUUUGGUUUAAAAGCUAUUUGACAGGCAGAUGUCAAUCA
This is a messenger RNA of Paramuricea clavata, 3593 nucleotides long. The record is from the annotation of a GenBank genome assembly. NCBI's taxonomy places the organism in Eukaryota, Metazoa, Cnidaria, Anthozoa, Malacalcyonacea, Plexauridae.